AAGCACCAACUCAGCCACAUUCCUUCGCUUGCGAAAACAGUUAAAUCCACCAGGAAUCUUGCUUUAACAGAAUCCUAUCCCCUAAUAAUUCUCGUGUACCAAGACCUCGAUAUUAGCUCGGAUAUCCACUCUGUUUUUAUGACUGUGACACUCUAAAAGCCCUUUUUAAGAUCAACAAUGGCGAAGAAAGGCAAGAAAGACCUGCCAAAGACGGCUCAGCAGGAUAAAAAGGCAAGACAAGAGUUAAACACCGCUUCAUAUAAUGUUUGGACGUUGAUCCUACAAGUGCUUUGCUGUGGCUUGAUAACAGGAGGAGCAAGCUAGAACAGGGAAAGAAUAAUUAUUUACGGAGUAGAGCUUUUCAUUCACAAAAAUAGCGUUGCAAAGGACCCGGAGGUUAAUUUGAGCCAAGGUCAACAUACUUCAAGACCUGGGCAAGGCGUCAUCAGCCUCUUUCGCUAUGUUAUUCUAAACAAUACUCCCUUCUAAUAAUAUUUUAUAUCCGUUCAAUGACAUUUUUGCAGAUAACCAUUGGCCAGUGAACUCUAAAUCAACCCUGGUGAACUUUCUUGCACGAUGUAACCACCAAUAACAUCUGUUCUCAAUUGAAGCCAAGAAACCAUGCAUUUUCGCGACAAAACGAUGAGCGGAACAAUGAACCUCCCGUUGUAUCAUAUCACGCAUAUAUGUCGCGCCGCUUUCUCCAGAGUCGGCUCAACUCUGCCCCGAUUCUCCAGAGACGAAGCCGAAACUAUCCCCAAAGCUGACGCUGAGCUUUAACAAGACGGGUAGAACCGGACUCAGGUCAGCUAAAGGACAUGCCACGCUAGGUCAGCUGGCCCAUGCCUCAAUCACGAGUUUUCGCAUUUUAUACGGUGAGUCAAUUCGUUAUCAGUAUUAAAUAGAGGGGAAUAUCUCAAUCAUGCGAUCAAGUCGUUGCUGAUCAUCAUUGCGUCUUUACUGCGAUGGCACUACAAGGUCUAACUCGGAAAAUACUGGCAACAUCACUCGUUGCUGUAGUCACUGCUGGCGGUGUCUAUGGCUACUCGAUUCAGAAACGCGUGUCGAAGGUUGAUCGGGAUCUUAUAACACGGUUCAAUACCGUACCAGAGAAAUUCCAGAAGUCGAGAUCUGUUAGCGAGGUUGUCAACGCGAAACAGCACAUAUACGAUUCUGACUCUCGAUACAUCACCCUCGACAUACCGCCUCAACAUCGUGAUGUAUCUGACGAAGUUCUAUUGGCGAAGUUCGUCAAAGGAUAUUUUGGAGGUGCUGUGAUUAGACCGGAACGAGUUGCACUUUCAACUCUUGGUAUGACACUUGUCAACUUUUCAAAAUCAGGGCCAGCCCCGAGAAAGUUGUGGUCAUGCACAGAACUUCCUGAAGUUUCAUUACCUCCGGUCAACACCAUUCUAUAUGGAGUCUUUCAAGUUCUGGAGACUCAAAUCGGCGUCAAGGUUGCGCCAAACCGCACUGAAAGCCAUGUAGACUUUGGAUUUGGAAGUGACAGUGAUGUGUUUGCAGGAGUUCACAGAUUCGUGGUUGUGAGAACGAAAGAAGAGAAGAAUGAAGAAACAGUGCAGAUUCACUAUGAGUCCAUGACUUGCAACCCUGUGCAAAACAAGCCUCUGAGGCCACGGAUCUUGUUCAAAUUUCAUGAAUCCUAUGCAGACUUAUUGUUUAGGGAUGCAAUAUCGGAGAUCAAACACUGGAUGGGCUCGUCUUGAUAUGUUGGACCGCGGAAAGGGUUAUCUCUUCUCUAUAAACUUGUUUUACUAGUGUAAAGUACCAACGAGCCUGUUACUCGACUAUUCACCACUUUGAACCUCUCUCUCAAGUGGCCCUGACUGCUAGCUACCCCCCGGAGUAAGUCAUGUUUGACUUAGUUUGGUCUCGGCCUUGGACUUUCCGGACGCGUUACAACAAACACAAACUGUAUGAUGAACCAAACAAACAGCAUCGCCCAUCCCAGAACCAAAAACUGGCGUCUGAAAGAUUCAGGAGUACUCUUCAGGUUACCCCAGACGACAAGAACUGUCCCGUUCAAGAAGGAAAGAAAUGACAAGACCGCUAAGUUAUACAUAGUUGAAGUCAUCUUCUGAAUCCACUCCGAAGCGUCGCAGUUAGGAAAGAAGUGGCCACUAAAAUGUUGAAGAGUCACGAGGAGACUUAGAUGUACCAAAGAGGUAUAGAAAAAGACUGUCAUGAGGUCAGAGAUAUGAAAGGCUUCAGUUGUCAACAGAGCUUACCUUUGGUAAAAUCUUCGCUAGAUAUACAAAACAUGUUGCCCGUCGAGAAUUCUAAGAAGAUUUGGGAUUGUUGAGUAUGGCUGAUACUCGAUAUGAUAUAUUGAGAGAAAGGACUUAUGUUGAUAGGGUAGCCUAGAAAGGUUUAGAGAAUGUACUCUGGAGGAGAGGCCCAUCGCUUGCGGCUAUUGAGCAUCUUAUACCCCAUGAUCUACUUUUUUACUUUUGGGUAAUUAUUUCUGUAGUAACUAUCAAGGUAUUAUAGUAAAAGACUUAAACUAUAUGCUGAUA
Messenger RNA from Fusarium odoratissimum NRRL 54006, 2537 nucleotides. RefSeq lists its product as uncharacterized. The transcript has 3 exons. Bases 966 to 1727 code for a protein of 253 amino acids. The record is from RefSeq and is a predicted model, not a curated record. NCBI's taxonomy places the organism in Eukaryota, Fungi, Ascomycota, Sordariomycetes, Hypocreales, Nectriaceae.